CUAGUAUGAUGCGUCAGUAUUAUAUUCAAUAAUUGUGCAAUAUUUUAUGAUUAUAUCUUACUUCUAGAGUUUAGUGUAAAAUUGUAAAUUUUAGCAUUAAGGAAUAAUGUCUGAUAGUUUUCAAAAUAAAGUAGUUUUGGUAACUGGUGCUUCUAGUGGAUUUGGAAAAGCUAUCGCUCUUCAAUUUGCAGAGCGUGGUGCAUUGUUGGCAUUGACAGGAAGAAAUAAGGUGAAUUUGGAAAAAGUUGCGACGGAAUGUAAAAAUAAAGCAGCAAAAGAUGUUUUGAUGACAUUGGCAGAUUUAGGAAAAUUAGAAGAAAUUAAAAACGUUGCGGAAAAAACUAUCGAAAAAUAUGGGAAACUUGACGUUUUAGUCAACAAUGCCGGUGUUAUACAAUUUGGAAAUCUGGAAAAUUCCAAGUUAGAAGAUCUGGAUUGGCAAUUAAACAUCAAUGUUAAAGCCGUCGUCUAUUUGACACAAUUAUUAAUUCCUCAUUUAGUAAUAUCUAAAGGAAACAUCGUAAAUAUCUCUAGCGUUAGCAGUACAAUGCAGUUUCCUCAAGCCUUGUUUUAUGGGUUGACAAAAUCUGCUUUGGACCAAUUCACGAAAACGAUUGCUCUUGAGUACGCUCCUAAAGGUGUUCGAGUCAAUUCUGUGAAUCCGUCUAUAGUACCAACAGCUCUCCUUCGAACUGUACCUGGUGGGAUUCCCGAUGACGCAACUUUUGAAAAGAUUUCCUCACUUCAUCCUAUUGGUAGAAAUGGAACAGUGGAUGAAGUAGCCAGUGCUGUGUUGUUUUUGGCAUCUGAUUCGUCAGCUUGGACCACUGGGCAAUGUUUAAUGCUCGACGGAGCAAGAUCACUCAAUGUAAAAUAAGUGCACCAAUCAAGUCCUUGCAUCUGGAAAAAACUGGCUAAUACCUAUAUCUUAAAAUUGAUUCAAAACGUAUUGCCUGAUUUUACAUCGUGUCUUUAUUUUAUUG
Styela clava is the source of this 983-nucleotide messenger RNA. NCBI's taxonomy places the organism in Eukaryota, Metazoa, Chordata, Ascidiacea, Stolidobranchia, Styelidae. The record is from RefSeq and is a predicted model, not a curated record.